This is a messenger RNA of Pteropus alecto (black flying fox), 5748 nucleotides long. RefSeq names its product collagen type XVII alpha 1 chain (gene COL17A1). Bases 192 to 4679 code for a protein of 1495 amino acids. Lineage: Eukaryota; Metazoa; Chordata; Mammalia; Chiroptera; Pteropodidae. The transcript is spliced from 56 exons. The record is from RefSeq and is a predicted model, not a curated record.
GAAACAAGGGGGAGAGAAGGAAAAGUGAACAUUUUUGAAAGAUCAGUCAGCUUUAACACACCUUGGCUGGGUCUGGAUAAAAAAAGUGGGAACUGCAAACGUCUAGAAGAAAACGUCAGGGGAAGAGACAGGGGGGAUUAAGUCAAAGUUGUUUCCCAUCCCUUCAAAAUCUCAGACUAGGUGGCUAUGGUAUGGAUGUAACCAAGAAAAACAAAAGAGAUGGCACCGAAGUCACUGAAAGAAUUAUCUCCGAAACAGUAACUACAAGACUUACAUCCUUACCGCCAAAAGGGGGGACCAGCAACGGCUAUGCUAAAACAGGCUCUCUUGGUGGAGGGAGCCGGCUGGAGAAACAGAGCCUGACACAUGGUAGCAGCGGCUACAUAAACUCAAGUGGAAGCACACGAGGCAACGCCUCCACCUCUAGCUAUAGGAGGGCUCAUUCACCUGCCUCCACUUUGCCCAACUCACCGGGUUCAACCUUUGAAAGGAAAACUCACAUCAGCCGCCAUGGAACAUACGAAGGGAGUUCCAGUGGCAACUCUUCUCCAGAGUACCCUCGAAAGGAAUUUGCAUCUUCUUCAACCAGAGGACGGAGCCAAACACGAGAGAGUGAAAUCCGAGUUCGACUGCAGAGUGCGUCCCCAUCGACCCGAUGGACGGAAUUGGAUGACGUUAAACGUUUGCUCAAGGGGAGCCGAUCAGCAAGUGUGAGUCCCACCCGGAAUUCCUCCAACACGCUCCCCAUCCCCAAGAAAGGCACCAUGGAGACCAAAACGGUGACGGCGAGCUCCCAGUCAGUUAAAGGAAUCUAUGACACAACUAUCCUGGAUGCCAACCUUCCCUCCCACAUGUGGUCUUCCACCUUGCCAGUGGGGUCCUCCAUGGGAACUUAUCGCAACAAUGUGACAACCCAAAGCUCGUCCCUCCUCAACACCAAUGCCUAUUCUGCAGGCUCAGUCUUUGGGGUUCCAAACAACAUGGCAUCCUGCUCCCCAACUCUGCACCCUGGAAUCAGCACCUCCUCCUCAGUGUUUGGCAUGCAGAACAAUCUGGGCCCCAGCUCCUCUGCCCUGUCCCAUGGCGCGGCCACCACCUCCACAGCAUAUGGUGUGAAGAAAAACGCACCCCACAACCCUGCUGUUGUGAGUACUGGCGUGUCCACCUCUUCUGCCUGUACCACGAGUGUCCAGAAUGAUGAAACAGUCUUGCACAAAGACUGUAAAUUCCUGAUCCUGGAGAAAGAUAAUGUGCCUGCCAAGAAGGAGAUGGAGCUGCUGAUCAUGACCAAGGACAGCGGGAAGGUCUUUACUGCCUCCCCCGCCAGCAUUGCUGCAACUUCUUUUUCAGAGGACACCCUGAAAAAGGAAAAGCAAGCUGCCUACACCUCCGAAACCAGCCUACUACUGGAAGCUAAUGGAGAUGUGAAGACUGUGUCCACGAAAGGCAAGGCCACCUCAGCAGACAUCCACGGCUAUGACCGACAUAAUGGUGGCAGUGGCAUUAAAGGCGGCGGUGUUGGCGGCGGUGUUGGCAGCGGUGUUGGCAGCGGUGUUGGCAGCGGUGUUGGCGGGGGCCCGUGGGGGGCAGCCCCAUCCUGGUGCCCCUGCGGCUCCUGCUGCAGCUGGUGGAAAUGGUUGCUGGGCCUGCUGCUCACCUGGCUGCUACUCCUGGGGCUGCUCUUCGGCCUCAUUGCCCUGGCGGACCAGGUGAGGAAGCUGAAAGCUCGCGUGGAUGAGCUGGAACGAACCAGGAGUUCGGUGGAGCUGUACAAUGAGAAGAUGGCGGAGAGGGUCAGCAAGGACUGGCUGCAGGGCGCAGCGCCCGGGGCGGGCGAGGGCCUGGGGAAGUCUGAUCUGGAUGGCCACGGUCAGGAGGUCCUCUGGCUGUUCGUGAGGGACAAGCUGAUGAGAGAGCAAGAAAACGGCAAUCUCCUAGGAAGCCCAGGCCCUAAAGGUGACAUGGGAAGUCAAGGACCUAAAGGAGACCGAGGGCUCCCUGGGACUCCAGGUAUCCCUGGGCUCUUGGGCCACCCAGGUCCAGAAGGACCAAAGGGACAAAAAGGCAACGUGGGAGAGCCCGGCAUGGAGGGGCCUAUGGGCCAGAGAGGGCGUGAAGGCCCCAUGGGACUUCGCGGUGAACCAGGGCCACCUGGGUUUGGAGAGAAAGGGGACAGAGGGCCUGCUGGUGAACCCGGUAUUCAGGGCCUACCUGGUGUCCCAGGUUCUGUGGGUCCCAAAGGUGCCAGCGGUUCUCCUGGCCCACAGGGUCCCCCAGGCCCUGUAGGUCUCCAAGGGCUCCGAGGCGAAGUAGGACUCCCUGGUGUCAAAGGUGACAAAGGACCUAUGGGACCACCAGGACCCAAAGGUGACCAGGGCGAGAAAGGACCACGAGGCCUCACAGGUGAGCCAGGCUUGAGAGGUCUGCCUGGUGCUGUGGGUGAGCCUGGAGCUAAAGGAGCAAUGGGCCCUGCUGGCCCUGACGGACACCAAGGCCCAAGAGGCGAACAAGGUCUCACAGGGAUGCCUGGGACCCGAGGCCUACCAGGACCUUCUGGAGACCCAGGAAAGCCAGGUCUCACGGGACCCCAAGGACCUCAGGGACUUCCUGGGACCCCCGGCCGACCAGGGGCUAAAGGUGAACCAGGCGCUUCAGGCAGGAUCAUGACUGCAGAGGGGUCAUCGACUCUCACCGUCCCAGGCCCUCCGGGACCUCCUGGAGCUAUGGGACCCCCAGGACCUCCAGGUGCCCCAGGCCCUGUCGGUCCAGCUGGUCUCCCAGGACAGCAAGAGGGUCUUGAUUUACGAGGUCCCCCAGGCCCACCUGGACCUCCUGGGCCGCCAGGACGUGCCAUUCCAGGCCCCCCAGGCCCUCGAGGCCCAGCAGGGGAAGGUGUGCCAGGUCCGCCGGGCCCACCAGGAUCUUUCCUGAGCAACUCAGAGACCUUCCUCUCUGGCCCUCCAGGCCCACCUGGCCCCCCAGGUCCCAAAGGAGAUCAAGGUCCCCCAGGCCCCCGAGGACACCAAGGCGAGCAAGGCCUCCCAGGGUUCUCCUCAGGUUCCAGUUCCCUCGGACUCAAUCCACAGGGACCACCCGGCCCUCGCGGACCCAAGGGUGACAAAGGUGAUCCCGGCGUUCCAGGGUCUCCUGGCAUUCCCGGUGGUCUCCUUCAAGGGGGAUCGUCAUCCAGCACCAUGUUCAUGCCAGGCCCACCAGGCCCCCCUGGACCCCCUGGGCCUCCAGGUUCCAUCAGCAGCUCUGGCCUGGAGAUUCAGCAGUACAUCUCUGAGUACAUGCAGAGUGACAGUGUUAGGUCCUAUCUGUCUGGAGUUCAGGGUCCCCCAGGCCCACCUGGUCCCCCCGGGCCUGUCACCACCAUCGCGGGUGAGACCUUCGACUACUCAGAGCUGGCAAGCCUCGUCGUGAGCUACUUACGGACUUCGGGGUACAGCAUCAGCUCGUCUUCUGCCACCAUCUCUUCUGAAGACAUCCUAGCUGCACUACAGCGGGACGAUGUGCGUCAAUAUCUGCGUCAGUACCUGAUGGGCCCUCGGGGUCCCCCAGGGCCACCAGGAACCGGCGGAGAAUGGUCCCUGCAAUCCUUGGACUAUGCAGAGCUGAGCACUCGCAUUCUCAGCUACAUGUCAAGUUCUGGAAUCAGCAUUGGGCUUCCCGGGCCCCCUGGACCCCCUGGCUUGCCGGGGACAUCCUAUGAAGAGCUCCUCUCCUUGCUCCAAGGGUCUGAAUUCAGAGGCAUCGUCGGGCCCCCAGGUCCCCCUGGGCCACCGGGGAUCCCAGGCAACGCGUGGUCCAGCAUCAGCGCGGAGGACCUCUCAUCUUACUUGCGUACUGCUGGCUUGUCAUCCAUCCCAGGCCCUCCGGGCCCUCCUGGACCCCCAGGCCCUCGAGGGCCUCCAGGUGUCUCAGGAGCUCUGGCAACCUAUGCAGCUGAGAACAGCGACAGCUUCCGGAGUGAACUGAUUAGCUACCUGACAAGUCCUGAUGUGCGCAGCUUCAUUGUUGGACCCCCAGGCCCUCCGGGGCCUCAGGGACCACCUGGAGACAGCCGCCUGAGGUCCAUGGAUGGCUCCUUCAGUCAGGGUAGCAGCUCCUCACACAGCAUCAGCCGGGGCACCUCCUACAGCUCUUCCAUGGGCAUAGGAGGUGCCAGUGGAGGCUCCCUGGGUGAAGGGGGUGCCUUCGGCCCAGACCUUGGCUUGGGCCAAGGAUAUGGGGCAGCAGCAGGUGGCAUGUACGGUGGUGAUGGUGGAUCAUUUGGAGCCGGCUUUGCUGGCGGUCUGGAUUACAACGAGCUGGCUGUCCGGGUGUCCGAGAGCUUGCAGCGUCAGGGCCUACUGCAAGGGAUGGCCUACACUGUCCAGGGCCCGCCAGGCCGGCCUGGGCCCCAGGGGCCUCCCGGCAUCAGCAAGGUCUUCUCUGCCUACAGCAAUGUGACUGAGGACCUCAUGGACUUUUUCCGAACUUAUGGAACCAUUCCAGGACCCCCUGGGCAGAAGGGAGAGAUGGGCAUCCCAGGACCGAAAGGUGAGCGGGGCCCUGCUGGGCUACCUGGCCAGCCUGGGCCACCUGGCCCUCGAGGGCACAAGGGAGAAAAAGGAGACAAAGGUGACCAAGUCUAUGUUGGACGGAGAAAGAGAAGUAUUGCUGUCAAGCCAUGAGCUACCCGUGGCAGAGAACAUCCACCAGACCAGUUCUUGCAAUGGCUUACGGUGCUUUGGUCAAAAUGUCUCCAAAGAGUGAAAGCUGGAAUCUCAACAUCCUACUGACACAGCAUAGCCAAACAGUCAGCUAGAACACUUAUUUUAGUCUGGAACUUUAUAUAUAAAUAAUUCAGUCAGAGACAUACAAUCUGAAACAGCUUCGCUGGGUAGACCUGCAUGGCUGCAGUGUUGUAGGAGGGGACUGACUUCUCUGCUAUCUAGACCUGAGUUCCUUGGCUUUGUUAACAUUUUGUUCAAGCCCCAGCCUAGGAAAGCCAGUUACAUUAAAAAAAAAAAAAAAAAAAAGCCAAGAGUCCUUGAGCUUUCUCUAAAAAUGAGCCAGAAAAAUGGCAGAUGGGAAGGGAAUGUCUUCCUGGGGGCGACACUUGGCAGGGGAUAUGUCCUGGUUAAUGCCUUAAAGCUGUGGUAUCAGCUCCCUCCUCCCCUGUUCACUCUACAUUCUCUAGUCCUGGAAAAGAACUGGCUAAGAAGCAACUCUUACAACUGAAAAAAUUAAGAAAUUCACCUCCCCUGAAGGUGGUGACAGGGUUUCUAUUAGUUAUUCUAACUACGUAUCAUAUCCCCACCUGCUUACAAAGUUUCAUUGCAGCUGUGAUCUGUAUCUGUAGGUCCACGCUAGAGUUUAUAGGUAUCUCAUACUGAACUAGACUGCAGCAAAGAGGAAAGGAAGGGCAAGGAAGAAGAGGGAAAAUAGACUAUACCUACUGCUGGAGACAUCACUUCUGUUCUGCACUUAGGAAAUGGCACUGGGGACUAGGCGCAGUUGGUUUUUAAGCACUUUUCAAUGUCUAAAAUCAAUGUGGUCUAUUAGAUGAAAAGUUAUUUCAAUUGUAAAAUUUCCAAUUAAAGGAUUUUUCCCCUUUUUUAAUAUGUGUACUGUGAUCCAUCUAACCAAAAUAAAAAAGAAAGAAAAUAUUUUGAGUUAAUUGGGUUUGACCCUAACACUAUUACAAACACAUGAAAGCAGAACUGGUUGUAUUUUGGGACACAGUUUCUUGCAUUUUAG